This is a messenger RNA of Schizosaccharomyces octosporus yFS286, 645 nucleotides long. Its product is annotated as protein disulfide isomerase. The coding region runs from base 1 to 645 and encodes 214 amino acids. NCBI's taxonomy places the organism in Eukaryota, Fungi, Ascomycota, Schizosaccharomycetes, Schizosaccharomycetales, Schizosaccharomycetaceae. The transcript has a single exon. The record is from RefSeq and is a predicted model, not a curated record.
AUGAAUCGUGUAACUAUUAGUAAUGAGACUAUCUCAUAUAAACAUUAUCCCAAUGAUAAUUUGAAGAUCGCGAUUUUAGCACAUCCAUAUGAAUAUUUAGGUGGAUCCGUUGAUGAUGCUUGUAUCGUCCUUAUGGCUGAAAACCUUCAAAAAAAAGGCUACAGUGUUUACGUUUUAGAUUUCGCCAGCCUACCUUCCAUCUGGUUUAGUGGUAGAAGAGACGCGAAGAUUUUCUCUAUAUUUACACAUCACCUUGUUGAGAUUCAUUCACCAAGCCAUCUCCUUAUCGGCGGAUACUCUUAUGGCGGAAGAAUUGCGAUGCAUCCUUCGAUCUGGGAAAAACUGGAUUUUAAUUGUAUUAACAUAAGCUUUAUAUUCUUAGCUCCCUACCUUGGCCUAGGGAGCGGCCUUUUGACGGGUUAUUGGAAUGUAAAAGUAGAUAAAAUUCCUCAGAAAGCAUCGAUCCUUUACAUUGUUCCAACGAAUGAUAAUUUUACCGGUUUAAAUACUUUUCACUCGUUUUAUUCUAAAUUGAAAAAUCAUUGCUCAAAGUCAAAGAUGAUCGAAUUGCAUGACUGCCCUCAUUUCUUGGAUUUACAGAAACAAAAAGAGCUUUCUACGGCUCUUGACGAAUGGAUCAAAUAA